This is a messenger RNA of Closterium sp. Yama58-4, 3336 nucleotides long. The record is from the annotation of a GenBank genome assembly. Lineage: Eukaryota; Viridiplantae; Streptophyta; Zygnematophyceae; Desmidiales; Closteriaceae.
AUGCCGCCGAAAGGAUCCCGCGUUAAGCCCGCCGUUGAAGUGCCGCCGCCUGAAAUCACAACGGGUGACCCUGAUGCUGCAUCCAAGCAGACGGCAAACAGCAAGUCAGACAUUGAGAAGAAUCUGCCAUCUGAGGCUGAAUUCACUGCGGGAAGCUCGGGAUUAUCCAUUGAGGAUAAGCUGAAGGCGCUGGCUACGGUCGUACCUGAUGACACCUUUAUUGAGGACGACUCUGAUGAGGAUCUGGAAAUCGACAACGAAAAAGGAACGGCGUCGCAUCUACGGUUCACGGCGAUACUGCUCUUCCCGGUCAUUCCGUCUCAUGAGAUCACCUCUGUUAUUAUUACCUCGCUCCUAUCGCAUGUUGAGUUCGCCUCCCACAUCAUGCCUGCUGACCCAAUCUCGGAUCACAGCUUCGCGAUUAAGGUGGCCUUCAGGAUGAGCACGCAGGUGCAGACGGGACCGGGCCUCUGGAGGCUCCCUGCAUACAUGGUGGGGAGACCGGGUGUCAGAAAGGUGUUCGAAAGGGUGUCGAACCAGAUGGAGGAAUCAGGUGACAACUACGAGCUGCUAAUCGCGAGACUGAACGCAGGGCUCAAGGCUUACGCCAGAGAGGAGAGAAAGAGGGUCCGCGCCACGAUGACCUUCCUUCAACAGGCGGUUGCUGAUCUGAAACAGGCGUGGCUGGGGGACCCGAGCUGUGUCCGGCUGAAAGACCUGCUGAGCGAGAGGGAGCUCCAACUGAGAAGUUAUCAGCAGUCGCGGCAGGAGAGACUGCACGUGAUGGCCGGAAUGAAGGAGGCGACCUUGGGGGAGGUAGCAUCACCUUUCCUAUCUGCGAAGAUUAAGGGCCGGAAGGAGCGCACGCAAAUCACGGAGUUAAACGUGGGAGGCACAAUGGUCAGCGACAAUAAAGACAUUCUGGGUGCAGCUUCGCAGUACUGCCGGCAGUUGUUUGGAACGGACAGACAGACGGUCUUAUCUAAGUGGGAACCCUCGGCGGACAGAAGACUGUCGUCAGCAGCGGCGGAGUUGUUGUCUGCCGAGUGGUCGGAGGAGGAGGUUAAGAGCGCGUUUCAGUCGAUGACGAAUAAUAAGGCUCCUGGCCGGGACGGCUUGCCAAAGGAGCCCUUCGAAGCACAUUGGGACAUCCUGGGCAAACACUUCAUGUUGCUGGUGAAGAGUUUCUCGGACACGGCGUCCCUCCCAGCCUCCACAAAAGACGCGGUGACCAUCCUGCUGCAUAAGAAAGGGGGAAGAGAUCAGCUGGAGAACUACCGUCCAAUCACAUUGCUCAGCUUCACCUAUAAAGUGAUAGCGCGUGUGGUAGCGGACAGGAUGAAAACAGUGCUCUCGGGGGUAGUCUCACCGGAGCAGUUUGGCUUCUUACCUGGGAGGAGGUUGUCAGACGCUGUAGGGCUAGUGGCGGAUAUUAUCGAAGCGGCCAAAAAUAAAGAUAAAGACUGGUACCUCCUGCUCGUCGAUUUUAGGAAGGCCUUCGACUCGGUAUCGCGGGGAUUCCUGUUUACGGUGCUGGAGAAGAUGGGUUUUCCUCCUCGCUUUGUCGGAUGGAUUCGGGGCCUGCAUGAGAACACACGGACAAGUCUGUUGGUUAACGGUUGGAUUGGCGAAGCGGUUGAAGUGGUCUCGGGGGUGCGUCAGGGUUACCCUCUAGCACCUUACCUGUUUUUGUGCGCGGUGGAACCGCUGGCGCAGGAAGCGGCGAACUGGAGGAUUGGUAUUUCCGAGGAUGAUCAGCGGCUGGCGUAUCUUGGUUACGCCGAUGAUACAACUCUCAUCCUGGAGGGGGAGGAGCAGAUUGCAGCGGCAGAGAAACUGUUAGAAGAGUUUGCAGGGGAGUCAAGUCUCGCUACAAACAAGGAGAAGUCAGUUGUCUUACCACUGGGGUCGAAUCUGGGCAGGCAGCCCUGGAAGACCGAUGGUUUCAAAUGGGCGAAGGCUGAUGAGGCAGAAAGGCUACUGGGGGUGUGGGUGACUCCUGCUGGAAGCUGCAAUCCUACAUGGGAGAAGGCUUUCGCACAGAUUAAGCGGAAAUUGUCGCAGUGGGAGGCGCAACAUUUCACAACUGGCGCGCGUGCUGCGGUUAUAAACUGCUACAUCUCACCGAUAAUCUUCUUUCAGGCUCAGGUGUACCCGCCACCGAUGGAUAUUUGGGGGCGGAUACUGAAACUGACGCACAAUUUCAUGUCGGGUAACCGGGCCUCCACCGACAAGGAAUUCAUACUGUGGAGCAGAGAGCUGUUGUACAUGGCCAGGGAAGAGGGGGGUGUCGGUGUGAAGGACCCCGAGAUCGCACUUACCUGCCUAAUUGCCAGAAAGAUCGGGCUGCUGCUCACCGAGACGAACGCGCUGAAACGUGACAUCAUGCUCCAGGCUGCGGACUUGCCGCUUGGAACGGACACUUUCGUCGCUCACGUGAAGCUGCUCAAAUGCUGGCGCGGGAAAAGCGAGCGGUGGAAGCUUGCGUGCGCCAACUUCAUGCAGUCGCCGCUCGCCAGCACGCCGCUUGAUUUAUCACGGGAGGAAGCUGCGAGGGGUUGCAUCGUGUUCAACCGCCAUCUCCUGAUGAACGGCACGACCCCAGUGGGCAGCCAGAAAGCCGCGGAGAAAUUGUGGGAGGUGCGUCUGGGAGACCUGCUGACCGCGGAUGGUGAUGGGAGCUGGCGUGUAAAGGAUGACAAAACCCUAGCGAGGGAGCUCGGUGGCUCAAAGCAGGCGAAGCUUGCUCUACGGGCGUGGGAAGCAGCACCGCAGAGCUGGAAACUGAGCCUCCUCUCAGCCGAGCAAUCUAGCGCACCCACCACCCAGCUCCGCACUCCGCUUCAGCGCUCAGCGGCUUUCAGUGGUGGAGGGCUUCCAUCGCUGAAGGAAAUCCAGACGGUUGUGGGAGCAGUUCGGAAGGCUCUGCGCAUGCUGAAUCCGGCGAAGCAUGUUGACAGCUUGGGCGACAUACUGUUUGGCAACACCGCUUCCAGCUCAGCUUUUCCGGAAGCAUCUCUCUCGGCCAUCGCAAUACACCAGAUUUGGGCAGAGCGGUGUGAUUGCGUGUUUCGAGGCAAGAGAUUUCGGGCCAGGCGGGUGAUGAGGAGGAUUGAAGCAGCUUUCAGGCUACAUGUGCGGGUGUAUACUCGGGCAACAGGGAAAAAGUUGAACACGAAGGGCGAUUUGAAGCAGGGCGGGAAGACAUAUGCGCUGGCAGAUCAGGAGUGUCGGCUCCUUGGACGUAUCCGGACUCUGGAAGGCAAAGGCUGGAAAUGGUCCCGUCACUUUGGCGCGUUAUGGAAUCUUGCGCGAGGGGCACUGCAUCCCCCUUAG